Marchantia polymorpha subsp. ruderalis is the source of this 4118-nucleotide messenger RNA. NCBI's taxonomy places the organism in Eukaryota, Viridiplantae, Streptophyta, Marchantiopsida, Marchantiales, Marchantiaceae. The record is from the annotation of a GenBank genome assembly.
GGUUCCGGAGUGGAUCGCACGCAUGCGGGGCUCGAUCGGUCUUCGGGCCAGCUUACGUGGGAAGAGCUAAAUUUGAAGGCGCCUCCAUCCAAUGAUGACGUCACGGCCAACUUUGGCCGGGGCCGCCAAAGACAGCCCAGCCCAGCCCAGCCCGGGCGGGGAGGCGGGCGGGCGGGCUUGGGUUGGCUGGGAUGGCCUCUGUCGCCCUCGUGGGGCUUUCUGUCUUUUGCGUCGAGGACGACGAUGCUGAUGCUCGUUCGCCUCCUCCAGCUGCCUUUCGCCUCGCCUCUAUCUUCGAGGCCCGGAGCCCUCGUUCUGGUGCGACACUUGUAAUGCAGAGUCUGCUGAAUGGCUGUUGGAUGAAGGAGCAAGCGCCUCGCUGCGGAGCUUUGGGUUCGACGAGCCACGGCACUUUUCGAAGCAUCAAGAAAGGAGUUCGGACGACGAUACGGGACGAGUGGUGGUGUUGUUGUUGUUGUUUCUCGAUAGCGAGGUACAGUUGUUUGGAUUGAGGAUGCAAAUCCCCGAGUGGAUGACGUCCAUGCGGCAGCAGGUCGAUUCGUGGGCGCAGCAGCAGCGCGCUGCGUUGAGUGUUCCUCCCCAGAUGACGGGGUGGCCUCCAUGGCAUUGGCAGUUGAAGCUGCCGUGGCAUGAGGAUAAGAGAAGGAAGCAGGAGCUGCAGGAAGAGUACAGGAGGCGGAAGGAGCAAAUUGAAGGUUUGUGCGCUGCUUUGAAGGUCGAAAAUUUAGCGGAGUUGCAAGAUGUGUUAGGCGCCAUGGUUCUUGCCGAAUGUGUUUACAAGAGACCUGAUUCGGAGGUGGUACGACAUGUGAAUAUAUACAAAUCCGACUUCGGAGGGCAACUGGUGUCCUUGCAGCGCAUUCAGCCGUCUUUGGAACACGUUUCACAUAGAUAUUUAUUAGCAGAGGGUGGAGACACGCUGUUCGCAGCUUUCUCUGGUACCAAGCAUAUCAAGGACUACCUAACAGAUGCAAACAUUCUACAAGAAGCUCUUUUCCAUGAAGACGAUGUAAUAGACAACACCCAAGAAGAGCUCGACGGGAGCGACGGCAAGGUUUUAGGUCAAGGAAACCUGAAGCCAUCAGGAGGUAGCAAAGAUUUGUCAAGCGUAUCGACAGUGAAGGGGAAACCGGGUGGCCGCAAACCUUCCGUUCAUCGAGGGUUUUACGCCCGUGCGAGAGGUAUACCAGCGGAGGAUAUAUACCGGCUUGCUCAAAAGAAAAACUACAAGCUAGUACUAUGUGGGCACUCGCUGGGCGGAGCGGUUGCUGUAUUGGCAACGCUUGCGAUACUCAAGGCAUUUGCCACGCCAUCGGUCAUGAAAGCAGGCGGGAAGCUACAGAUCAAGUGUAUAACAUUUUCACAGCCUCCGGUUGGAAAUCCUGGGCUUCGAGAUUAUGUUCAUCGAAAAGGCUGGCAACAACAUUUUCGAAGUUACUGUAUACCAGAAGAUUUGGUUCCCCGUCUUUUGUCACCCGGCUAUUUUCAGCAUUACCGUUCUCCGGUUGACGUAGUAGCAGAAGUUCCACUGAUGGAAGAAGAGAAUCGAACCGCUGCUCACUCAGAAAAUGGAAACGCUGUGGAUAGUGACCGCAUGGUUUUAGGGCUAGGACCUUUUUCCAAGUACAUGUGGCGGUUGCCUAGACUUGCUCCUAUCGUGGGCACACCGAGGCGUUUUAGGUGGCUCAAAGGGGCACAGGAACAAGAGAAAGUCUUCGGAGGCCAAGAGUCAUCUUCGGACUCAAAUACAGAGGUCACGCCCGUGGAUAUUGAAGAAGAACCAGACGGAGGUGCUUUGACCGUGGUAACAUCUGAAUCUGAAACUAAGGUUGAACUUCCUGUGGGAACGGAAAAGGCGAUUGUUGUAUCCUCGACAAAAGACGGCAAAGGUGGCAAUCCUGCCAGUUGGCUGACUACAAGGGUACCACCGUUACCGUCAUAUGUACCAUUUGGUGAGUUAUUCAUUCUGGACAGUGGGUCAGUGGAGCAAUUGUCUGCAUCAGAGUUCACGCAGUUGACUUCGGUGCAAACAGUUGUUCAAGAGUUGUUAGACCGCUUUCAGUCCCACACCAUGAGAUCCUAUCGACAGCGAUUUCAGAGAAUAUACGAUUCUUGCAUGAAGGACUACUCAUCAAGUGUAGGAAUGGACCAUCUUUUACAUCUGCCAAACUUCCAGCAGUGGUUCGGCGUUCUAGGUGCACGUGUUGCUGAGUUAGGGAGUAUAUAUGAACCCAUCAUCUUGAGAACAGCUACAGCUUUAGUACCACUAGGUUGGACGGGACUUCCGGGAGACAAGGGGUCCAAUCCCUUAAUUAUCGAUGUGCAGGGUUUCAACUUGCAUCACUGCUCUCAUGUGCGUGCUCAGGUCAAUGGACGCUGGUGCUCUGCAACUGUAGAGUCCAAGCCGACUUCACCAUAUAGCAAGCAAGAUCUCCAACAAGUUCAGCCCAAGUUGCAGAAAAUGCGCGUACGUAUAGGACCCCCAGUCGAUAAGGCUCCGCGGAAGUCGAGUCUUCCAAUUGAAACUGAUGCUGUUGAGGGCUCUACUGUUUUCAACAAACUUGAAAGUUUCCCAAACACGCUGGACAUUCUGAACAUGGGGAGAAAGGAAUAUAGUGGCAACGAAGUUCAAGGAUUCGGGGAAGUAACCCUUUACUGCAGCACAGACUUCAUGUCUGCUACUCAUGACGUCAUCGCAAGAAUGAGACGCGUUCGACUUUUAGGCUUAGAGGGUGCUGGGAAGACUUCUUUGUACUGUGCCUUGCUUGGAGAUGAGGGCAGAACCUUGAGUAGUAGCGAUGGUGGUGUGCUUCCCGACAUGGACUGGCGAGAAGGAGUCGCUGGUGGUAUCAGCUAUGUCGAUGCGGCUGGAGUGAACUUGCAAGAUCUGUCCAAUGAAGCGGAAACUUUGAGGCGGGAGUUGUCAGUCAGCGUAGGGCAGUUUGGAAAGAAGCUAGAUCUUGUUAUUCUUGUGCAUAAUCUUGGUCAUAAAAUUCCUCAAUUGCACCAUGUCGGUGAAGCAACAACACCACGACCAGCCCUCUCUCUACUUUUGGACGAGGUCCAUGCCGCUGGAAUACCACUUGUGCUAGCUAUUACGAACAAGUUCGCUGUUAGCGCUGAUCGUCGAUUCGUUGCUGCUCGAACGGUCAUGAACACCUAUCACAUCCCCUCAAAGCAUUCAGUGGUGGUCAACUCUUGUCCUCAUACUGUGCAUGGUGUUGCAAGCGAAACUCUUGAGUCUCUCAUCUCUGCAGAAGAAGCGGCCUUGAAAGGACCAGUUCAACCGAAGGUUCAGAGUGCUGCACAGCGGCUCUUGUCAGGACCCAUGAACCUUGUUCCUAGGCCUUUUCGUAAACGGGAGGUGGUGUUACCUUCAGAGGGCGUCAAGAAACUGACGUCCCUUGUGCACGAAGUGCUGUCAACCAAAGAAGAGGCAGCUUCUGAGGAACUUGCGAAGGAACAGCUUGCUCUGCAGACAGCGGAAGAACUUGUGCAAGCGGCGAGAGAAAAUGCAAAACUUGGUGGGCAGAAAUCGGGACCAGCGGCAGCAGCUGCGGUGGGAGCAGCAUUUGGAGCAGGUUUGGGAGUGUUUGUGGCCAUUGUUGUGGGUGCAGCAUCAGCAUUAAGAAAGCCUUGAGUUGAAGAGCUAGUUCACAGGCUCCAUGUACAGAAAUUAGCACAUUUAACCCAACUGUAUAUAAUGUAGACUUGGGAGUGCUAGGACUAGGCGUAUUCAUCCAUUUUGAACUGUUGAAGUCUUAGAUACAGACAGAUGUGGAAAUCCCGAGCUGUGUUUGGUAGUCAGAGAAUCGCGCUUGUCAGGUUCAACAAUUUGUCCCUUGCGCUUAUUAUCUGUGCAGUUGUGCACGUCUAACUGACAGGAAAUAACGAAACGAGAUUCCCUCAUGCUUAUUCUCCAGUAAGCUACGCCUGAUAUGAUCGAUUUAUACUGGAAGUAUUGUCUUGAUACCAAUUCCUUCUUUCAAUUACCUUGCGAUAUUGUGGAGACUAUCAACCACGGUCAAAAGUUACCAGUGAUAAGAUCGCACCGCGACCUUAGUCUCACUUGGAGCUGUGAUAACUUUGGACCCAAC